Messenger RNA from Effrenium voratum, 2361 nucleotides. NCBI's taxonomy places the organism in Eukaryota, Dinophyceae, Suessiales, Symbiodiniaceae. The record is from the annotation of a GenBank genome assembly.
AUGGUCCAACUGGAUUCGAGGUACGCCUUCGUGACCUUCAAGUUUGCCGCAGAUGCAGACUGCGCAGUGGUGGACACCCAGCACUUCCCAGGGGUGCAGAGGCAACUUGCCAUGGGUUUCGCCACUCCGAGGAAAAAGGAUGCCGAUGACAUCCAGCAGAAGCAGGACGCGAUGCUGAGCGACCAGGAUCCCUGCAAGGUCUUUGUGGGUGGCAUUUCUGACCGGGACGGCGAGGAGGAGGUUGGUGACUUCUUUUCGCAGUGGGGCCUCGUCACCCUGGUCUACCGGGACAAAGCCAACUGGGGCUUUGUGCACUUCGCCAGCAAAGAAGGUGCCAUGCGCGUUCUUGAGGAAAGCAGCAUCACCUUCCACAGAAGAAAGCUAGACAUCAAGAAAGCCUCGGAGUCGAAGAAGAUUAUGAGCGACGACGAGAGGCAUGACUUGGUGAAGCGUGCCAUCGCAAGGCACUUCCACAAGAAGACCAUGCCCCCCGCUACUCCAGGCUACCCGCCUCCGGGUGGCUACUAUCCGCCGCCUCCGGGGUACUACGGCGCACCCCCAGGCUAUCCUGGCUAUCCUCCAUCCUCCUACCCGCCGCCGGCGUACCCGCCGCAAUACCCUCCAGGCCCCUACGGGGCGCCGCCACCGCCUUCAGGAGGCUAUCCGCCCCCCCCUCCGCGAGAAGGGCAGAUGGCCUUGCCUCCUCCGGAGGAUCCUUAUCGGCAUCCAGGUGCAGCGAAGCUCGAAUCCGCGUCCUUCCGUGUCCGGCCCGGGGUCUGCGCGGGGUCUGCGCGGAAAGGGAUCCCAGAGAUCCAUAUGGCCCGUAUGCCGGUGGCGGCGGUGGCUACGACCGCGAAAGGGAGCACGAGAGGUACCGGCGUGAGGAGAGCCGCGAUCCCUACGCUCACCUUGCAGGCCCUUACGGUCCACCGCCGCAUCCGGAAGGUCCGCCCCCGGGCGCCUACGCUGCCUAUCAACCAGACCCCAGAUAUGAUCCGAGGUGCGGUCUUUCUGACGGCAUGCCAGCAGCUUUGCAAGACUUGUGGUAACAAGAGGUUGACUCGUCGAAUGUGGCAGGUGGAGCUGAUGAAGCCAUGUCAGAGCACGGCAGUCCUGCCAAGAGGCACCUUUGUGGUUUGGCCUGCGCAAGAUCCGCGCGCUGCAUCGCAUUGGCCAGCUGUCAGCUCCGCCCGGGGUGGGUCCAGCUCCAGCAGCGCCGCCGAGCCCCGAUCGGCUGCGCCCCGUGUGCUGGCGCUGCCGCUGGUGCUGGUCCCCGCGCGCCGAGCUCUCAAGGAGAUCGGUGGAAGAAAGCGCCAGCUUGUCUCGAAAGCGAGGAGAGUCUCCUGCAAAGCGUCGGGAGACGAGGAGCCUGGCGACAUCGAUAUCAGCAGCUUGCAGCAGCUGAUCCAAAAGCAGCGAUCGGCCACUGAGCUUGGCAUUUGCACCAACGACUGGCAUCCUGAGAUUUUUGAUGACGUCCCUCAAGGUUACAGGGACGCGUUAGAGGCCGGGGUGGAUUUGGUGGACGUGCUGGCGAAUGGCGGUGCGCUGCAGCUUUUGGCCGAUGCCACCAAGACCCAGCCCCGCUUCUCAGUGCGGGUGGCGCCGAAGCCCACGCUGGGACUCGGCUACAUCCUGAACAAGAGCCUGGUGCAGCACCUCACGGUCCUGAGCCCGCUUCAGCAGGCAAUGAAGAGGCUGAAUGUGGGCUACAUCGAAACUCUGACCAUCCACAGCGAUGGCCAAGGACGGAUGCAGUUCCCCUUCUGGGUCUACGACGCAGUGGUCGGGGCCUACCAGAAAGGCCUGUGCUCCAAAAUUGGUGUGAGCCACCCCAAUGCGGACGUGAAGUCUGUGAGACAGGCCAAGCAGGAGUUGGAGAAGCGGGGGGCGACGCUCUCCUGCGUCUUUGUAAAGCUGUCCCUGCUGGAGCGCGAGGCUGUUCAAUUGGUGAAGGAGUGCAAAGACGAGGGCUUGCAGGUCUUUGCCACGAACGUGUUGGGUCCAGACGAGCUCGCGUCUGGACGAUAUACAGCCGCCAAUCCCACUGGCGGUGAGAUCUCGGUGCCGCGCUUCACGCUGUCGCAGCUCAUGCCGCUUCGCCCACUCCACCAAGCCCUGGAGGAUGUUGCCAAGGGGCUCAGGUCGCGCUGCGAGAAGCCAGAGAUCGACACGACGCAGGUUGCGGUGCAAUGGGUCGUCAGCAAGGGCGCCAGUCCCUUGUGCGACGUGACCACCCAGACAAAUGCGAAGGCUGUGACCAGCUGCACAGGUCGUGAUGGCUGGAAGCUGACUCCUGACGAGGAGGCCAUGCUGGAUGCCGCAGCGGAUGAGGUGGCAAAGUCGCGCAGAAGGUGGUGA